Molecule: messenger RNA, 5198 nt
Organism: Sus scrofa (pig)
Lineage: Eukaryota; Metazoa; Chordata; Mammalia; Artiodactyla; Suidae
Gene: POU1F1
Product: POU class 1 homeobox 1
Biological process (GO): regulation of transcription by RNA polymerase II
Molecular function (GO): RNA polymerase II cis-regulatory region sequence-specific DNA binding; DNA-binding transcription factor activity, RNA polymerase II-specific
Source: RefSeq, a predicted model, not a curated record
ACAGUCCAGAUUGAUAAAGCAAUACCCCUGGGAAAAGAUGAUUAACAUGUAUAAAGGGAUUUCCUUGGCGCAUAAAUACCAGCACGCGCCCUCCCAGUGCUUCAGAACCUCCCUGAUGUAUAUAUGCAGGUAAUGAGAUUUGAAACGGCCCUUUGAGAUGACAAUAUAAUAAAACUCUGAACUGGGAAGCAGCAGUUCUCCUCAUUUUUCUACUCUCCCGGAAUGAGUUGCCAACCUUUUACUUCGGCUGACACCUUUAUACCUCUCAAUUCUGAGUCUUCUGCAACUCUGCCUCUGAUCAUGCAUCACAGUGCAGCAGAGUGCUUACCAGCCUCCAACCAUGCCACCAACGUGAUGUCCACAGUCCCGUCUAUUUUGUCUUUGAUCCAAACUCCUCAAUGUCUGUGCACAUAUUUCUUGGUGACAACACUGGGAAACACAGCAACAGGACUUCAUUAUUCUGUCCCUUCCUGUCAUUAUGGAAACCAGUCAUCGACCUAUGGAGUAAUGGCAGGGAGCUUAACCCCUUGUCUUUAUAAGUUUCCUGACCACACCUUGAGUCAUGGCUUUCCUCCCAUGCACCAGCCUCUCCUGCCAGAGGACCCUACGGCCGCUGAUUUCAAGCAGGAGCUCAGGCGGAAAAGCAAAUUGGUUGAAGAACCAAUUGACAUGGAUUCUCCUGAAAUCAGAGAACUUGAAAAGUUUGCCAAUGAAUUUAAAGUGAGAAGAAUUAAGCUAGGAUACACCCAAACAAAUGUUGGGGAAGCCCUGGCAGCUGUGCACGGCUCUGAAUUCAGUCAAACGACUAUUUGCCGAUUUGAAAACCUACAGCUCAGCUUCAAAAAUGCAUGCAAACUAAAAGCAAUAUUAUCCAAAUGGCUGGAGGAAGCUGAGCAAGUAGGAGCUUUAUACAAUGAGAAAGUGGGAGCAAAUGAAAGAAAAAGAAAACGGAGAACAACAAUCAGUAUUGCUGCAAAGGAUGCCCUGGAGAGACACUUUGGAGAACAGAAUAAACCUUCCUCUCAAGAGAUCUUGAGGAUGGCUGAAGAACUGAACCUGGAGAAAGAAGUAGUGAGGGUUUGGUUUUGCAACCGAAGGCAGAGAGAAAAACGGGUGAAAACGAGUCUGAAUCAGAGUUUAUUUACUAUUUCUAAGGAGCAUCUUGAAUGCAGAUAAUAUUAUCUAUUGUGUAAUAGCCAGUUUUUCUAUUUCUCAUUCUUUUCUCUUCUCCAGCCAAAAUAGAAAUUAGUUAUUUGCUUAGCUUUAAAAAAAAAAUCUUAUCAGUAACUUUUGCAGAGCCUUUUCGUUUCUACUUAAAAUACAAUUUAAAUUAUAUUGAUGAAUUAUUCUCAUAAGCCACACUGUACAUUAUAAGCUAGACUAAUGGAAGUAAAACAAUGAUUUUUCUCUUUCUCAAUAGAUCUCUCCCUUUCUCCCCACCCCCACCUCCAUACAUGAGUGUGCAGAUGUGGUCUUUUAGUUUAAAGGCUUCUUUUCCAAAGGUUGUAUAUUUGCUUUUUAAUAUUCCAGUCAAUAAUGUCACAUAAAGAACAUCACCAGAGAGGAUCUUAUUAGAAAAUUCUUUAACCAAUGUUCUGGUUACCAUCAGCUCUAAUAGUUCGUUUGAACUAACAGUUUUGCAUUUAAGAACUAGGGGUGCCUUAGAAUUUUAUUAUUGCAUUUAGGAAUAAAUCUGAAUUCCAAGUGACACCUUUGAAGUUAACAUUUAGGGCACAGAGCCCAAAGAAUUGUUUCAAAAGAGAUUUGUAGAAAUAUUAAUUUAUGGUCUUUUUAUUCUUCCCAGACACUAGCUUUUUUGAUGUUUAGCUAUAAAAAAUACGCUUUAUAGAUGCUUAAGCCCCACAUUACUAUUUCCGUAAGUUGCAACUGUUGAGGGAAGAAAUCUAGCUUGUUUGCUGUUGCUUCUCCAGUGUCUGGGAAAGUGUUUACUCACAGUGGAAAUUUAAUCUUUGUUGAAUGAUAAAAGGGGUGUGCUCUUAAGAAUGGCUACAAAUUUGACAGGUGUCUAUAAUUUAAUAACAUAGCAUACUUUUGAAAUCUCACAACCUAAAACAUCAUCUGAGCUCCUAUUAGAAGAGAUGAUCAGAGUUCCCGUCAUGGCGCAGUGGUUAACAAAUCCGACUAGGAACCAUGAGGUUGCGGUUCGGUCCCUGCCCUUGCUCAGCAGGUUAAGGAUCCGGUGUUGCCGUGAGCUGUGGUGUAGGUUGCAGAUGUUUGCAGAUGCAGCUCGGAUCCCAUGUUGCUGCGCCUGUGGCGUAGGCCGGGGGCUACAGCUCCGAUUAGACCCCUAGUCUGGGAAACUCCAUAUGCCGGCCCAAGAAAUGGCAAAAAGACAAAAAAAAAAAAAAAAAAAAAAAAAAAAAAGAAGAGAUGAUCAUGUUUGGUUUAAUUGGUUAGAAUAUGAUUUAUUCUUUUUUAAAAAAAGUUUGAUUUAUUGAGAUUUCCAAUUCAGGGAGUUGCACCUUAGUGAACAUAUUUAUUUAACUUAUAAAAUUGUAUGCUAUACAGAAUAGGGAAUAUAGCCAAUAUUUUAUAAUAAUUUUAAGUGGAGUAUAAUUUAUAAAAAUACUAAAUCACUAUGUUGUAUACCUGAAAUUAACCUAAUAUUGUAAAUCAACUAUAUUUCAAUUUAAGGAAAAGGAAUGCACUCGUUUGAAACCUGUAGGUAGAAGCAAACUGUAAUGUGAUAUCACUAUCAAAUAGUGACUUUUCUGCAUUUUGAAUGUAAAUCUGCUGGCAAUGUUUAACUUAUUUUAUAGAACAAAAUGGGAAUAAGUAGACUAAAUUUUAUUAUUGACUUAGAAUGUUUACUAAGCUAUACUGCCCAGUCUCUUGCUUUUUAUAAUAUCAAUAAAGAUCAAGCAUUAUAUAGGUCAUAAUCUAUGUAGAUUACAAAUAUUUGUGCACACAUGCUCAACAUUAAUUGCUUGGCUAGAAACUGUGAUAUAAAUAAAAAAAAAUUAGUUUUCAGUGGCCUGAUCAUCUGUGUUUAAGUACACAUCUAGAACCUAGGAGGUGUUAAAUACAAUAUAAAGGCUUUUCUUAUUAAAGAGAAAAUUCCAAAUUAUUCAGCUAUGUGUAUUUAUAAAUACUUUAUCUUGAAACUUCACCUGCUUAAAACAUACAGUAUAGGAGUUCCCACUGUGGCUCAGCAGUAACGAACACGACUAGUAUCCAUGAGAACACAGGUUCAAUCCCUGGCCUCGCUCAGUGGGUUAGGAUCCAGUGUUGGCAAGAGAGCUCUUGCAUAGGUCACAGACAUGGCUGGGAUCCCGCGUUGCUGUGGCUGUGGUUUAGGCUGGCAGCUACAGCUCUAAUUCAGCCCCUAGCUUGGGAACUUCCAUGUGCCAUGGGUGCAGCCCUAAAACAAAACAAACCAAAAAACCACACAGUACAGAGUUCUCUGGUGGCCUAGUGGUUAAAGAUUCAGCGUUAUCAUUGUUGUGACUGGGGUUCUUGAACCCUGGCCCAAAUUCUACAUGCUGCAGGUGUGGCAAAAAAAAAAAAAAAAAAGAAAAAGCAAAAAACAUUAACUGGGAAGGGAUUCUUUAGUUUGCAAAAGACAUGGUAAAAUGUAUAUGCAUAUACACAUAAAAAUACAUAUAUGCAUGACUUUUAGGCUUGCAAAUGUAAUGCAGUAUAAAUCCAGAAUAGUGACUUUUGAACUUAAAAUAUGAAUUUGUUAGGAAUGUUUAAUUUGACUUAAUACAGCAAAAAUAAGUAUUUAUCUAUGCUUAGUCAUCAUUACAAUGUUUAAAUCAUAUUAUCAGGUAUUUUUCUAUAAAGUCAUUCUUUUCAAGUUUAGAUACAAUUGGCACUGGAAAACAGUUUUUCCUCCCAAAAUAUUUUGAAUCAAUACUUAAUAUUGAAAUGGCAAUUCUUUAGUUAUUUAGCUAUUUGCUGGUUGUACAUGCACUGGUAUUUACUAUUAACUCAUUUGUAUAGAUGAGUUUUGAGACUAUUUUUCUCACUAUAUUGAAAUAAUAUUUUAAUACUUUUUAAAAAAAUAGAAAAUGGUUAAUGUUAUCUAAAAUCCCAAACUGCAAUUAAAUAAAUGACAAAUGUAAUUUACUGUGCAGUAUAUAUGUUCAUACAUUUGGAAAUAAAUGUCAAAAGCUGACUUUAGCCACACAGCCUUUCUACCUCUUGUUUUUAUGAGAUCUUCUAUUGUAAAUCUUCAGGAAUUCAGUAGAGUUCCACUGAAACAGAAAGAUCUGUUUGUCACUUACACAUGGUACACUUGUACCCACAAUUUUACCCUGUAGAGGUGGCUGAGAAACUCUUUCAUGGAAUUUACCUUUCCAUCUCUAAUGGUGAAAAUAUUUGUUUAGUGAAAAGAAAUAUUUUCUGUGUUUGAGGACAGAGGGGUGUGUGUGUGUGUGUGGUGAAUGGUGAAAGUAUUUGUUUAGUGAAAAGAAAUAUUUUCUGUGUUUGAGGACAGGGGUGUGUGUGUGUGUGUGUGGUGAAUGGUAAAAGUAUUUGUUUAGUGAAAAGAAAUAUUUUCUGUCUUUGAGGACAGAGGGUGUGUGUGUGUGUGUGUGUAUGUGUGUGUGUGUGUGUGUGUGUUCUCAGGUUCUUGGGAGAGUGGCUUGGCGGGGAAGGGAAGUGUGUGCUGUUCCAUCAGGAGAGUACCUGAAAUGAGGCUUCCCAAUCCUCAGGCUUCCUGGAAGGCAAAUUUAAUCCAAUUUAUUCUUGAAGGAACUGAGUUAACAGGAACAGUCUUAAACACCUUUAAGGGUCUCAGCUUCUACAGAGAGGAAAUUAGAAUGCUGAUCUUUUUGCAGCUAAUUUUUCUGUAGCUGCAAAACCUUAUGUACGAAGAAGAAUGGCAUCAAAGGAGAAAAACACCAUUGGUAGGUCUUUUUUCAGAUGUGCACAUACACUGUUUUAAUAUGGGAGUGUAUCAAAUAAGAAAACAUAUUUAAAUCAGACCCAACGGGGGAGUUCCCAUCAUGGCACAGCGGAAACAAAUCUGACUAGGAACCAUGAGGUUGCAGGUUCAAUCCCUGGCCUUGCUCAGUGGGUAAAGGAUCCGGCAACGGUGUUGCUGUGAGCUGUGGUAUAGGUCACAGAUGUGGCUCGGAUCUGGCGUUGCUGUGGCUGUGGCAUAGGCCGGCGCCAACAGCUCCAAUUAGACCCCUGGGAACCUCCAUAUGCCGUGGGUGUGGCCCUAAAAA